UAUCAGGGAGACACCAUGACUAAACGGAUCCUCAAAAAGAUCCUGGAUGAUCUGAAUGAUGAGGAGCUGUCUGAUUUCCAGUGGUCCCUGCAGGAGUCCAACAAUGUCCAAGGCCUCCCAGCCAUCAAAAAGAGCCGACUACAGACACUAGACAGGUGUAACACUGUGGAUGUGAUGGUACAGACUUAUGGACCUCAGAGAGCUGUGCAGGUGACCAGAGUGGUUUUAGAGAAGAUCGACAGGAAUGAUCUGCUGGAGAGGUUUCCUACCAGCAGCUCAGGAUCAGAAGUGCCUGUCAGUGAUGUUGGAGAACCUUCAGAGAACAGAGAACCUUCCUCCUCUCAAACUCAGCCUCCUCUUCCUCAGACUGAAGAUCAGACUGUUCCGGUACCAGAACCACGUCCCAUCACAUAUUACCAACAGAAGCUUCAGUCAAACUUCCAGGACACGUUUAAGGUUACAACAGAGGGGUGGGCAGCAGAUAAGCAGCGUCUGGUUGAUAUCUACACAGAGCUGUACAUCACAGCUGGCCGGGACGUGCACGUCAACACACAGCAUGAGGUCCUACAGAUUGACAAGGUGUGGAAGCCAUCAGACACAGAGACACAGAUCCAACCCAGAGACAUUUUCCAGCAUCCUUCUGGAAAAGACAUGCCCAUCAGAACAGUGCUGACCAAUGGGAUUGCAGGGAUUGGAAAAACAUUCCUCGUCCGCAAGUUUGUGUUGGACUGGGCUGAAGAAAGAACCAAUCAAGACGUGCAUCUUAUUUUCCCAUUCACUUUCCGUGCUCUGAAUUCACUGCAGGGAAAAGAGUUUGGUUUGGCAGACCUCAUUCAUUUCUGUAUCCCAGAAACUAAAGACGUCACAGUGGAGGCUCUGAAUUACAUCUUUACAGCUCUGCAGUCAUCAGGAAACAGCAGCUACAAGCAGAGCAGAUUCAAACUGCUGUUUGUGUUUGAUGGACUGGAUGAGAAUCGCCUUCAUCUGGACUUUCAGGUCGACCACAUUCCCUCUGUGGAUGUCACAAAGUCAACUAAAAUCGAAGUCCUGCUGAGGGAACUUAUCAGAGGAAACCUGUUGCGCUCAGCUCGCCUCUGGAUAACCACAAGACCUGCAGCAUCCAAUCUGAUCCCUCAAAACCUCGUCAACAUCACAACAGAGGUCAGAGGGUUCACCGACCCACAGAAGGAGAAGUACUUCAGGAAGAGAUUAAGAAAGAAGAAGCAGGCCAGCAGCAUCAUCUCCCACAUGAAGAAGUCACGAAGCCUCCACAUCAUGUGCCACAUCCCAGUGUUCUGCUGGAUCACUGCUAUAGUUUUGGAGGAGCUGCUGAAAACCAGAGAGGGAAGAGAUCUGCCCAGAACCCUGACUGAGAUGUACACAGAGUUUCUAAGAUUUCAGAUUGGUCACACAAAAGAAAAAUACGGUCCAAAGAAGUGCAAGCAGUACAUAGAGUCAUUAGCUAAACUGGCUUUUGAACAGCUGCAAAAGGUAAACCUGAUCUUCUAUGAAAAAGAUCUGAGAGAAAGUGGCAUCGAUGUGAGUGAAGCCUCAGUGUACUCAGGAGUGUUCACAGAGAUCUUCAAAGAAGAGCGAAGACGGAAACAGGAAGACAAGAUGUUCAGCUUCGUCCAUCUGAGUGUUCAGGAGUUUCUGGCUGCUCUUCAUGUCCAUCAGACCUUCAUCAAAUCUGGAAUCAACCUGCUGGAAGAACAACAAACUUUCUUCAAGAAGCUGAAAGUAUUUCAAAAGAAACCCAAACUAAAAAAUCUCCACCAGAGAGCUGUGGACGAGGCCUUACAGAGUCCAAACGGACACCUGGACUUGUUCCUGCGCUUCCUCCUGGGUCUGUCACUGCCGACCAAUCAGAAUCUCCUACGAGGCCUGCUGACACAGACAGGAAGUAGCUCACAGACCAAUCAGGAAACAGUGGAGUACAUCAAGGAGAAGAUCAGUGAGGAUGUGUCUGCAGAGAGAAGCAUCAAUCUGUUCCACUGUCUGAAUGAACUGCAGGAUGUUUCUCUAGUGGAGGAGGUCCAACAGUCCCUGAGAUCAGGACGUCUGUCCACAGAUAAACUGUCCCCUGCUCAGUGGUCAGCUCUGGGCUUCAUCUUACUGUCAUCAGAAGAACAUCUGGACGUGUUUGACCUGAAGAAAUACUCUGCUUCAGAGGAGGUUCUUCUGAGGCUGCUGCCAGUGGUCAAAGCCUCCAAGAAAGUUGUACUGAGUGGCUGUAAUCUGUCAGAGAGAAGCUGUGGAGCUCUGUCCUCAGUCCUCAGCUCCCAGUCCUCCAGUGUGACAGAGCUGGACCUGACCAACAACAACCUGCAGGAUUCAGGAGUGGAGAGUCUUUCUGCUGGACUGGAGAGUCCACACUGUAAACUGGAAGCUCUCAGGCUGUCAGGCUGUCUGGUCACAGAGGAAGGCUGUGCUUCUCUGGCCUCAGCUCUGAGCUUGAAGACCUCAAAUCUGAGAGAGCUGGACCUGAGCUACAACCAUCCAGGAGACUCAGGAGAGAAGAUGCUGAGAGCUAAAGUGGAGGAUCCACACUGUAGACUGGAAACUCUCAGGGUGACGCCUGCUGGAGUCCCAUGGUUGACACCAGGUCUGAGGAAGUAUUCCUGUCAACUCACAGUCGACACAAACACAGUAAACAGAAAACUCAAACUGUCUGACAACAACAGGAAGGUGACACGUGUGGAGGAGGAUCAGAGGUAUCCUGAUCAUCCAGACAGGUUUGACUGGUAUCAGCUGCUGUGUAGAACUGGUCUGACUGGUCGCUGUUACUGGGAGGUGAAGUGGAGAGGAUGGGUUGAUAUAUCAGUGAGUUACAGAGGAAUCAGAAGGAAAGGAAACAGUAAUAACUGUUGGUUUGGAUCUAAUGAUCAGUCCUGGAGUCUGAUCUGCUCUGAUUAUGGUUACUCUGUCAUUCACAAUAACAGUCAAACAUCCAUCAGGUCCUCCUCAGUCUCUCACAGAGUUUCAGUUUAUGUGGACGUUCCUGCUGGAACUCUGUCCUUCUACAGAGUCUCCUCUGACUCUCUGAUCCUCCUCCACACCUUCAACACCACAUUCACUGAAACUCUAUAUCCUGGAUUUGGGGUCUACUGGCCCAGGUUUGGUUCUUCAGUGUCUCUGUGCUGAGUCUCGUCUCCAGAGUCUCCUCCUGGUACAGAAACAGUGUUGAACAGAUGGUUGAGUCUCUCCAUGACUCUGUCCCUCACAAACAUGUUUUCACAUUCAUGGAUUAAAUGUGUUUCUUUGUCAAAUCCUUCUCAAUGAUUCCUUGUAAACUUGUUCCUCUUCAAAGAUGAAGUUGUGAUUCUUCCAGGAGCCAAAUGUGGUGUUUGCGUCUUUUUCCAGUCAAAUGUUGAGAGUGAAAAUCAGGAUGUGGUGUUCCUCUGACGCUCACUGGAACUAAAAGCAUUUGAGCUGCACAAAGUGUGAAAUGAGAGAGGAAGCAGUGAAUCUCCAAACUGCUGACAGACUUUCACACAUUAUUGUCCAGUGAAAAUCAGCUUUUUGUGCAGCCACACUUGAUCCUGAUGUGAGUCUUUAAGUCCUGUUCUAGUGAUGAAAUGAGAACUUCCUUCAUCUGUGUCACUCUUUCCAAAGUAUUCUGUGCUCUUCUGUCAUUUAUGUCUUAUUGAUAGAUCCAUUUUUCAUUUUUACAAUAAAUAAGUGCUUCAAUGUUUUUUCAUCAGUUUUUUUGAUCAGAUUCUGAAUUUCUGGUUUCAUCAACAAAUUCUAUCAGAUUGUAUUUUUCCAUCAAAGCUCCCAUAACCCUAGCUAUCUGUGGAUCAAAAUGUUUUCAGCAUCGAUAUGAUUCCAGUAGAAUUUAAACCCACCAGGACUAUCCAGAUUACAUUGAACUCUGUAAAUUCUACAUUUUUUAGCCUGUUUCAUUCUAUAAAUGUUGUGUUUGGCCGUUAAAGGAGCUUUUCCUCACAUUGUGCUGUAUUUGAACCCUUCCAUGCUCUAAAUUCUUUGAACAGAUCUUGUGCUGUAAUCAAUGUCUAACUUAGUUUUUAUUUUCAUUGCAGUGGUUGAUUUUUCCUGAACAAGAUCAAUGAUUUUAAUACGUCUUUCUCCACUUUUAUUUGCUCUGCCUGUGGCUUUUAAACUAUUCUAACUUUCUUUUUUAUUCAAUAAAUGACUAAUAACACA
Molecule: messenger RNA, 4167 nt
Organism: Acanthochromis polyacanthus (spiny chromis)
Lineage: Eukaryota; Metazoa; Chordata; Actinopteri; Pomacentridae
Product: NACHT, LRR and PYD domains-containing protein 12-like
Exons: 7
Coding region: 16-3144 (1042 amino acids)
Molecular function (GO): protein binding
Source: RefSeq, a predicted model, not a curated record